AUGGGGAGCGGCGCUGAAUCCAUCCGAAAUCCCAAUCUUGGCAGCAAAUUCUCAGGCCCCGAAAGAAACGAGUGCAGAAAAGAAAACCGCUGCCUCAAGAACAGAGAAGAAGGUCCCAAACCUUUGGCGAGCGGAAAACCAAGAAACGACAGGCUCCCACUCUCCCUUCUCGCGUCUUCCGCCUCAAGAUCCAAGCUCUGGCCGGAACCAUGCGAGGAAGACGCCGAUUCGAGAACAGCGACGGCGACUCAGGCCGAUCUGCCCCCGGGGAAGGCCAGCAUUGCGCCGAGGCGCCGCGUAGAGCCUCGGAGGGAGCCCGCGCCAGCCGCCACUCUCGCCUCCGGCUCUUUCGCUGGAGACCCGGGAGCUCGCCGCGACUGA
Messenger RNA from Miscanthus lutarioriparius, 381 nucleotides. Lineage: Eukaryota; Viridiplantae; Streptophyta; Magnoliopsida; Poales; Poaceae. The record is from the annotation of a GenBank genome assembly.